This is a messenger RNA of Schistosoma guineensis, 1277 nucleotides long. The record is from the annotation of a GenBank genome assembly. Lineage: Eukaryota; Metazoa; Platyhelminthes; Trematoda; Strigeidida; Schistosomatidae.
CUACAGAGAACCAAAUAGAUCAUAUUUGCAUCAACAAAAAAUUCCGAAGGACAAUGGAAGAUGUGAGAAUCAGGAGAGGUGCUGACGUAGCUUCAGAUCACCACCUAGUUGUAGCCAAUUUAAAAUUGAAGCUAAAAAAGAACUGGUCAAGUGGACAAACAGCACUACAAAGGUUCAAUACAGCCUUCCUUCGAGAUACUGACAAACUCAAUGAAUUCAAGAUAGCUCUCAACAACAGGUUCCAAGCCUUACAAGAUCUACUGAAAGAAGAAGAAACUAGUAUGGAGGACAACUGGAAAGGCAUCAAGGAAGCAUUGACUUCAACAUGUCAAGAGGUUCUAGGUCUAAAGAAAUACCAUCAUAAGGAAUGGAUCUCUACAGAAACACUGGACAAGAUCAAAGAUAGGAAGAACAAGAAGGCAGCAAUGAACAACAGCCGAACACGAGCAGAGAAAGUCCAAGCACAAGCGGAAUACAUGGAAGCAAACAAGCAAGUGAAGAAAAGCAUUAGAGCCGACAAGAAGAAAUACGUGGAAGAAUUAGCAACGACGGCGGAAAAAUCUGCUAGAGAAGGAAAUAUGAAACAGCUUCACGAUGCGACGAAGAAACUAGCAGGGAAAAAUAGUAAAACAGAGAGGCCAGUCAAAGACAAAGAAGGUAAGCCAAUCACCGAAAUUCAACAACAGCGGAACAGAUGGGUAGAAUACUUCGAGGAACUCCUGAAUAGGCCGGCUCCAAUGAAUCCACCGGACAUCGAAGCAGCACACACAGAUCUUCUAUAGAUGUCAACUCACCAACGACGGGAGAAAUCAGAAUGGCCAUCAGACAAAUCAAGAACGAGAAAGCAGCAGGACCCGACAACAUACCAGCUGAAGCACUGAAAUCAGACAUCGAAGCAACCACAAGCAUGCUUUAUCUUCUAUUCAAAAAGAUUUGGGAGGAGGAACAAGUGCCAAUGGACUGGAAAGAAGGACACCUCGUCAAGAUUCCAAAGAAAGGUGAUCUGAGCAAAUGUGAAAACUACAGAGGCAUUACACUACUGUCAAUACCAGGGAAAGUCUUCAACAGAGUUUUGCUGAACCGGAUGAAAGAUGCAGUAGACGCCCAACUUCGAGAUCAACAAGCUGGAUUCCGUAAGGAUCGGUCGUGCACAAACCAAAUUGCAACACUACGGAUCAUCGUUGAACAACCAGUUGAGUGGAACUCAUCACUAUACAUCAAAUUCAUUGAUUAUGAAAAGGCAUUCGUCAGUGUAGAUAGGACAUUAUGGAAACUUC